Molecule: messenger RNA, 1522 nt
Organism: Capra hircus (goat)
Lineage: Eukaryota; Metazoa; Chordata; Mammalia; Artiodactyla; Bovidae
Product: myelin P2 protein
Exons: 4
Coding region: 116-514 (132 amino acids)
Biological process (GO): fatty acid transport; membrane organization
Cellular component (GO): nucleus; myelin sheath; cytosol
Molecular function (GO): fatty acid binding
Source: RefSeq, a predicted model, not a curated record
CUCUGUAAGAGUCACAUGCUUCAGACAUCUUUGAAAAGAAUCUUCUGAGGCUUCAGCAUCUUAUUUGAGUCUCCUGAAUCUCACCUAUCACUGGGUUGAAUUCUCAUCCAUCACAAUGAGCAACAAAUUCCUAGGCACCUGGAAACUUGUCUCCAGUGAGAACUUUGAUGAGUACAUGAAAGCUCUGGGUGUGGGAUUAGCCACCAGAAAACUGGGAAACUUGGCCAAACCCAGAGUGAUCAUCAGCAAGAAAGGGGAUAUUAUAACUAUAAGAACUGAAAGUCCCUUUAAAAACACAGAGAUCUCCUUCAAGCUAGGCCAGGAAUUUGAAGAAACCACAGCUGACAAUAGAAAAACAAAGAGCACUGUAACCUUGGCAAGAGGCUCACUGAAUCAAGUACAGAAAUGGGAUGGCAAAGAGACAACAAUAAAGAGAAAGUUGGUGGAUGGAAAAAUGGUGGUGGAAUGUAAAAUGAAGGAUGUGGUCUGCACCAGAAUUUAUGAGAAGGUCUGAGAAAAGUUUUCUUACUGAAGUGAUAUUUGAUCAUCUGAUAUUGGAAAUCAUGUUUCCAUCGGCAAGGCCUGCCUACACUACAGUUUGUUUUUGCUCUUGUCUUAAUAGAUCAGAUAAGCAAAGUCUUACACUGAGGAUUAAUCUAAAUUUCAGUAUUAUUUAAACAUUUUCAAUUUGUAUGCACGUUUACUAUAUUAAAGAUUAAAGUAUGUAUAUUGGCCAGACCUAAAGAAUGGAUAAUGUCAUUUAAUUAUCUGUUAUGUUCUAACUUAUGUUGUAUUUUAAAUAUUUGCAAUGAUAGUAAAAGGAAGUAAUAAGAUAGUAAAAGGAAGUAAGUAAAUUGAUCAGGAUAGCAAGCUCAAAUGCUAGUGAUGGGGGUUAGAGGAUCAGAAGUGAGGCAAACUAUAAGAAGGAUCUGUUUUUAAAUGAGGAGUUCUAGCUUCAGCUAAAAAUAGCAGCCACUACUCCAACCAAUUUAAAAAUUGAGCGUUAAUUUACAGGCAAGAUCAGGUGUGUUCAGGGUGGUGUGAUCAUAGACAAGGUGGCUAAUUUAUAGACAGUGAAAUGAACAGAUAUUAUAGAGUUCAAACCAUUGUGACGAAUGUGUGCACUCAUAUAAUUCACAUCCUGAUUGAGAUAUAGCACAUUUCCCUAAUCCCAGAAUGUUUUCUCAUGCUUCUUCCCAAUGUCCUGUCCUGUCCCAGCUCCAACAGAAGCAAGUAGUGAUUUAGUUUCUAUCACCAUAGAUUAGUUUUGCCUGUAAUCAAACUUGAUACAAAUGGAAUCAAGCAUUAUGUGUUCUUUUCUGUUUGCUUUUUAAAAGUCAGCAUAAUGAUUUAAAAAUUCAUUCAUAUUGUUGCAUGCAGCAAUAAUUUGUUCCUUCUUAUCAUGGAGUAAUAUUCCAUUGUAUAAAUAUAUCACAGCUUAGUCAUCCGUUCGUCUCUUAAGACAAUAAGCUAUUUCCAGGUUUUGGCUUCUAUGAAUAAAGCUGCUAUAAACAUUCUUGUA